GACCUUGAAGAGAAGAUGCAGAUCCACGUGAUGGAGACGCUGAUGGGCAACACCAUCGACCUUGACUUCAACAGCCUAGACACUAUCGACAGCGUGAAGGCCAAGAUCUAUCGCCUCAAGGGCUUUCCUGUAGAUCAGCAGUGCCUCCUCUUCGCCGGCAAGCGUCUAGAGAACGGGAACCGCACCUUGGCAGACCACAACAUAUGCAUGGAGUCCACGAUACUCCUUGUCCUCCUCCCAUGUAUUCCGAGAGGACACAUGAUGCAGAUCUUCGUGAAGGGGAUAACUAGGAAGACCAUCACUCUCCAGGUUGGGAGCUCGGACACCGUCGAUAGUGUCAAGGUGAAGAUCUAUGAGAGGAACCACGCCCCUUUCCCGAAUGUGCAACGCCUCAUCUUUGCUGGCAGGCAGCUGGAGGGAGGGCGCACCUUGGCGGACUCCAAGAUUACAAAGCAUUGCACCCUUCAUUUGACUCUAGGGAGAAUGCAGAUCCACGUGAUGGAGACGCUGAUGGGCAACACCAUCGACCUUGACUUCAACAGCCUAGACACUAUCGACGGCGUGAAGGCCAAGAUCUAUCGCCUCGAGGGCUUUCCUGUAGAUCAGCAGUGCCUCCUCUUCGCCGGCAAGCGUCUAGAGAACAGGAACCGCACCUUGGCAGACCACAACAUAUGCAUGGAGUCCACGAUACUCCUUGUCCUCCUCCCAUGUAUUCCGAGAGGACACAUGAUGCAGAUCUUCGUGAAGGGGAUAACUGGGAAGACCAUCACUCUCCAGGUUGGGAGCUCGGACACCGUCGAUAGUGUCAAGGUGAAGAUCUAUGAGAGGAACCACGCCCCUUUCCCGAAUGUGCAACGCCUCAUCUUUGCUGGCAGGCAGCUGGAGGGAGGGCGCACCUUGGCGGACUCCAAGAUUACAAAGCAUUCCACCCUUCAUUUGACUCUAGGGAGAACGCAGAUCUACGUGAUGGAGACACUGAUGGGCAGGAUCAUCAACAACCUUGACGUUGACAUCCUAGACACUAUCGACCGUGUGAAGGCCAAGAUCUAUGCCCUCGAGGGCUUCCCCAUAGAUCAGCAGUGCCUCAUCUUCGCUGGCAGGCGCCUAGAAAACGGGAACCGCACCUUGGCAGACCACAACAUCUGCAAGGAGUCCACAAUACUCCUUGUCCUCCACCCGUGUAUUCCGAGAGGAGACAUGAUCCAGAUCUUCGUGAAGGUGCUGACUGGGAAGACCAUCACUCUCGAGGUUGGGAUCUUGGACACCAUUGAUAGCGUCAAGGUGAAGAUCUAUGAGAGGAACUACGCCCCUUUCCCGAAGGAGCAACGCCUCAUCUUUGCUGCCAGGCAGCUGGAGAGUGGCACCUUGGCGGACUACAAGGUUCAUGAGGAGUGCACCCUUCAUUUGUGUCUACGUCUUCGUGGUGGUUGA
Triticum dicoccoides is the source of this 1431-nucleotide messenger RNA. Its product is annotated as polyubiquitin-like. The coding region runs from base 16 to 1431 and encodes 471 amino acids. Lineage: Eukaryota; Viridiplantae; Streptophyta; Magnoliopsida; Poales; Poaceae. The transcript has 3 exons. The record is from RefSeq and is a predicted model, not a curated record. Gene Ontology annotation, molecular function: protein binding.